Molecule: messenger RNA, 3948 nt
Organism: Haliotis rubra (blacklip abalone)
Lineage: Eukaryota; Metazoa; Mollusca; Gastropoda; Lepetellida; Haliotidae
Product: solute carrier family 49 member 4 homolog
Exons: 12
Coding region: 197-1762 (521 amino acids)
Biological process (GO): transmembrane transport
Cellular component (GO): intracellular membrane-bounded organelle; membrane
Molecular function (GO): transmembrane transporter activity
Source: RefSeq, a predicted model, not a curated record
CCACAAUUGAAAAAAGUUUAUUCACGUGACACAAACAGUGUCUGCUAUUAUCUGUGACAACACAGUUUCGGGACAGUUCAUCAUUGUUCAAGGUCCGUGCUUCUUAACUGGGCAUAUCACUCAUCCGGGAUGGCUCAAAUAUCAGAUAGACAACAUUGAUACGCAUCUGUAACAGCCUACUUGAUCUGCAUUCACGAUGGAAGAUGACUUGAGGAAACCUCUUCUCAGAUCGGCCAGCAUAAAUGAUGGGGAGGAGGUCAUUUCCAGCUACUCCUCCAUCAAUGCAGUGGAAGCUGAUGAAGAAGAUGCAACACCAAAAUUUAAUAACAUUCUUGGCUCCAAUGCAGAUAUCAAACCAAAUGAAGAAGUGACAAUUAAUAGUGAACUGAAAACCAAACUUUACAAGAGACGAUGGUAUAUACUGGUUAUAUAUUCACUGUUUGCGGGCUCUCAAGGUUUAGUAUGGAAUACAUGGGGCCCAAUUUCAGCGUCUUGUGAGGAAGCCUUCGGAUGGAAUAAUGCUGACAUCUCCUUGUUAACGAACUGGGGACCAAUUUCCUAUAUUGUGUCUGCAGUAUUUUUCUCAUGGAUGAUUGAUGUCAAAGGUCUGCGUUGGGCGUGCUUGUCCAGCAUGUUCCUGGUGGCAGCUGGCUGUGGACUCCGUUGUUUCACCUCCACACCCCCACUGGUCACUUGGUUAGUCCAUACUGGUCAGUUUCUAAAUGGCCUGGGCGGGCCAGUUGCCAUGGGAGGGCCCCCUGCCCUCUCAGCCCAUUGGUUUGCCCCCAAUGAGCGGACAACUGCCACCGCUGUGGGUGCUGUGCUGAAUAGCAUGGGUGUAGCGGUGUCAUUUAUUGUGGGACCUCUCCUUGUACCUGACAAAGCCAACCCUAACUGUACCAGUGGAAACCAUUCAGUAACAUUUGGGGAAGACCUGCCCAACUACAGCUUUAAUGAAUUUGAGCUAUUUGACAACAACAGCUGCAGCAAUGCAUCUAAAGCUGCAAGAAUCACUAAAGAGAGGAAAGACAUUAUGUUUCUGAUGUAUGUAGAGCUUGGUUGGUCUAUGGCGGUGCUGUUGGCCAUGCUGCUGUACUUCCCCAAGAAACCACCCAUCCCUCCAUGUAUCUCAGCCUCGGUGAAGAGAGAAAGUUUCUCCAAAGGACUCAAGGACCUGAUGAAGAAAGGAGAUUUCUGGAUCGUGUGUUUUGUGUAUGGCCUGGCCCUGGGCGUGUGUAAUUGUUGGACAGGAGUGAUUGACGUUAAUCUCAAGCCCCAUGGAAUAAGCCAGAAUGUUGCUGGGUGGAUCGGCUUCUAUGGCACAUGUGCAGGAUGUGUAGGAUCACUGAUAAUGGCAAGAUUAGCAGACAUAUUUUCCAAACACAUGAAGUGGAUCAUCUUAGUUUUGUACAUCCUAGGAGGAGGAUUCUUUGUCUGGUUUGCUCUUAUAUGUAAAGGAAUCGCACCAGCAUCUUCAGCAAUGCUGUAUCUGACCGUGAUAGGAGGGGUGACCUCCCUCAGCUCAGCUGUUCCCCUCUUGUUCGAGAUGUCAUGUGAGCUGACAUACCCGAUAGGUGAAGGGACAACUAAUGGGGUCCUCACUCUGAUGAACAACAUCGGAGGCCUGGUGUUUCUUUUUGUCCUGAUGAUACCCAAUAUAGGUACAAUGUGGAUGAACUGGACCAUUAUUGGAGUCAUCACCGUUUGUGUGCCGGUCCUGUUCCUGCUGAAAGACACCUACAAGAGGCUGGAGCUUCGAUGAGGCCAACACUGAAACGACGUAGGAUGGAGGGAAGGGAGACAACUCAGGGAACUGCUCAACGACUGCUGAUAAAAAUUGGUCUCCAGUUAUACAUUUAAGAUUGAAAUAUGUGUAACACACAUGCAAGGGAAUGUUUUGUAAAUAUCUGUUGUCCUCUGGAUCAUCCAGAUGCAGAUCAACCUGGACAGAACUGACUUAUGGAAUUCAUACAGUUUCUUUAUUCUUACACUCCAAAAUUUUGGUACAGGUGAUUAUUGGCAAGUACUUGAUUGAUAAUGGAAUGAACAUGACCAAUACCUCAGGGUCUGAAAUGCAAGUUAAAGAUAAGGAGCCAGAUUGUUUUGUUAGCAGAAAACACUCUCCAGCAUACAUUCCAAGUCCAUUGCCAUCACCAUGAAGCAAUUGCCAGAAGAGUGAUGGACGUUCCAGCAUGCAUGCCCUGUUCAUUGCUGUAAACAUGUAAAUUGAAAGCAUGUGGUAAGGUUUUUAAGCAUUCCAGCAAGAAAUUACCAUAUAAUAUGAUGUGAUCAGUUUGUAUAUACAUUAAACUCAAAUCAACUGGGUACAUGUUGGCUCAAAUGGUACCAGUGUCUGUUAAGCCAUGAGGGCAUCCUGAGUACAUGAUAAAGCGCUACAGUUGUCAGAGUCCAUGUUAAAGUAUAGGAGUUAUUAGUCGUAUCACUAGGAUGGCUUUGUGGAAUGGGGACCUUAGUGGGUAGCUCCAGUCACUCUGCUACGGUGUGCUGAUGUGGAUUGUAAUGGGAAGAUUGAUGGGUAGCUCCAAUCACUCUGCUACAGUGUGCUGAUGUGGAUUGUAAUGGGAAGAUAGAUGGGUAGCUCCAAUCACUCUGCUACGGUGUGCUGAUGUGGAUUGUAAUGGGAAGAUUGAUGGGUAGCUCCAAUCACUCUGCUACGGUGUGCUGAUGUGGAUUGUAAUGAGGACUAAGCUAGAAAGUGUUCUGUGCAUCAACAUGAUGGUCACUCCCUAUGUUGAUACUUACUAGUAUACCAGUCUUAGCACUGAGACUGAUUUGAGGACUUCAUAUCCAUUUCCAGGCCAUAUCUAGUCAUUGUAUUUAGUAACAUAACAAACAACUUGGUGAUCACUAAACUUGGUUUGUUGUCUACUUACCAAACUUUGCCCCUCAUUUAACUAAGUAAGUCUUUAAUUUCCAAAUGUAAUCUUUGUAUAAUGUGUCCUCCACUCUAGCAGCCUAAAGCAUUUUAAGAUUUGUGGUUGCAUAACUCUACUUGCAGGUUUUAACUUAUCUUUUUUAGAAGAAAUACACUAUGGUAAUACUAUGAUUAUAUAGACCACCAUUUUAGCUUUGUUUUAACCACUGUUUGUUAUAUACAUUUUAACUAGAAUAUACAGAAAGACCACAAAAACAGUUUGUUAUAUCUGUCAGUUUAUUUUAAGCAUGUUCCUGUUAAACAUACUUACAGAUACUGUAUGAUGGUAAACAUUAUUUUUUGUAUCUUUUUAUUUUUUUAAAUUCUAUUUAUUCAUCCCUUUCAUAUACAUGUACAAACAGUGAAUAUGUAUUCCUUCAUUAUUUCCAGUUUUCAUCACCAGCUUUGAAUAGCUCUGUGGGAGGAAAUCUUGAGGGAAUAAAUAAAGGAACACUGCCAUGAAGUGGUGUUCCCUUAUUUGUUUCCCUCAGUAUAUUAAAAUAGCAAUAAUACUAAUGUGUGUAAAGUAUGUGCACUAAAGCAUCCAUUUUCUGUAGACACAGAAAACUGUCAAAGGUCUGGCAUUUACAUGUACAGAGAGUGAAUAUGGUACACAUUAAUAUCUUGGUAAUAGUUGUGCUUAUUCAGAUAGCAAUCAUACUAAGGUGUGUCAAGUAUGUGCUCUAAAGGCAUCCAUUAUUUUUUACUUAUUAUUAUGCAGAUUUGUCAGUGUGUUUUGACAGUGGUGUAAUGUAGCAAUUGCUCGGGACACUUGAUCCCAAGUUAGCAGCAUCACUUACUUUGAUCAUGCAAAUAUUGCCAUCAGUCUUUCAUUUACAGCAUACUUUCUUAACCGUUUAUGUUUAAUAGUGAACAAUCAUCCUUAGAAUACUCAAGUUUACCUGUAUUAGAUAACAGUUUAGAAGUUUAUGGGAAUUCUAUUAUCCAUCCAUGUGUGAACAUAGAACUUGCUGCACUGGUCCCUUUUGCAGAAUGCUUUUCAUUGGACAGAA